Molecule: messenger RNA, 615 nt
Organism: Paramecium tetraurelia
Lineage: Eukaryota; Ciliophora; Oligohymenophorea; Peniculida; Parameciidae
Exons: 2
Biological process (GO): regulation of transcription by RNA polymerase II
Molecular function (GO): DNA-binding transcription factor activity, RNA polymerase II-specific; RNA polymerase II cis-regulatory region sequence-specific DNA binding
Source: RefSeq, a predicted model, not a curated record
AUGUCUCUAUCAUUGUAAAUUCAUGCUGAAAAACGAUAGUAAUUUGUUUGCCAACAAGUUAAUGGGCUACAAGCUCUAUUUCAAAAGUGGACCAAUACCAACAAUCUUAGUGAAGAUAUUAAUUAAUCCUCCUUAAUAGAAGAGUAAGUCACUUAAAGCAAAACAGCCACAAAUAAUUCUCAUUUUUAAGGUUUCCUAACCUGCUUACUUUCAUUGAAUAACGACCAACUGAAAUGCUAAACUAUCAAAUCCCUUUAAUAAAAUUUUGACUACAUGCAUUAAGUUCUAGAAAAUGAGCUUAAACUCUAUCAAUAACGCCUAAUUACCAGGGAUCUAAACCAAUUAGAAGAAAAGAAAGGUCGUCAGUUUUCAAAAAAGUCUAAAAUAAUUCUUAAAGUGUGGUUGUAUAGACAUUUUUCAUAUCCGUAUCCAACAAAGGAAUAAACAAUAUAAUUGUCUGAGAAGUAGUCAUUAUAAUUUAACAAUUAGAUUUAAAUUUGGUUUAUAAAUGCAAGAGUUAGAAUAGACAACAAAAUUUAUGAGAAAAAGAAAUUUAAUAACAUUGUAAAAUACAAAUACUUCUCAAUUAAUAAGCCUUAGGUGAAGCUCAGAUGA